AUGAUGGAGGACAUCAGUCGUUUUGGGCCUAUGACCUGGCUGAAUCAUCGGAAGAGCCUGCCUCUUCCCAGCCCACAGUCGACGGUACCAUGUUCCAGCGGUUGCGGCUACAACAUGCAGACCGAAACACUAAGAUUCUUCUGCCAGAACAUGGCUUGUGGCAGAAGGAGUUCCCCAAACGCAGUUCCAGCUUCUGGAUUGCUGGCGGUGCUGGUGUCACUGAGAAGAGCAUCUGCGAUCAAGCUGCGCGAAGUUCCCAGAGUGCGUGGUGCGUGUUUGGUAUGUUGUUCGGCCAAGCGCUCGCGCUCGUUUAGCGCAAGUUUCACGGAGCUGUUAGUGGACGCAGAUGUCCACAAUCAAGCACACAUUGAGCAGGUGCUUUCUAACGUGCAGUCUUGGAGCCGCGCCUUUCGUGGACAAGUCUUUGCAGCGAAGAGACUGAAGAAAUGGAAGGGGUUCUUCGAAGAACAUGACCUUGCUUUUCAUCCAGUUUCGCCUACGGGGACGCAAAGAGAUCCCGUUGAUGAUAUGAUAAUUGGCUGCAUACAGUCGCUGGCAUUGGACCCAACUGUCGACUGCAUCGCAGUGCUGACUUCGGAUACCGACUUUGUGGAGUCCUUAGUGCAAGUAAGGACUUCCGGUACAGAUGUGCGCGUUUUUAUACCGGAGGGAUUGCGGAGCACUAUCAUGAGGUAUGAAGACGCAGGCCUCACUGUCAUCCCAAUCAGAAGAACCCAUGACAUCGCGUACACUGUCAAGGCAACUCUCCAUGCAGACGGUCAUGGCUGCCUGCAGCAGUGUGACCCACUGCAGCAGGCAGCAUCGCUGAAUCGUGAGACGGAGAUGCUUUGCAAUUUUCUGACAAAGCACGCCUACAGGCCACCCGAGGGUGCCAGGCUGAUUCCUUGCAUAGCCAAGUUUUGGUUCGCAAACUCCUUGGGCGAUCUUACAGUUUUUCCCAACCAGUGCGCCAUUCAGGCGCUGUACAAGACAAUUCGACAAGCCUCGCCUGCAGCGAAAUGGACCGAUGAUCCUGGAACCUUGGCCUUCCUCUUUCCCAUGGGAACGGCACCGCGCUCCAAGCUGAAGAGACGGCAGCUUGGAGGGGCGCGAGCAAGCAAAAUUGCGAAAGGACCAGGUCCUUCAAUGAUAGAAGAUUCCCCAGACCUUGCACAGCGAAUCUUGCGAAAGCUGGGCUACUUGGACGACAGCUUCAACUCAGACCUUGUAGAGGCUUUGCAGGUGUUCGUGAAUAGUUCGGAGAACAAGAGACUGUUGAGAACGAUUGGAGCCAUCCCUGAUUUGAGAGAUGCCGAUUCCGCGAUGGCCACUACGCUGAGGCAGGCAUUCCUGUCAAGCGGGGUAGAUGGCUCAUGGCAGCAGGCGCCAUCGGACCGGAACGUCCGCCAACUACUGUUGCAGCACCGGUUGUUGCCGAAGUCCGCUUCAAAGGGUGAUGUCUUCAAAGCCAUGCAGCAGUACGCCCGGAAAGAGUCAUUGGAGACCAUGAAGACCUACAACGGACUUGUUUGGCGGAUUGUAGCUUCAGUUAACGCCAAAGAUCCCUGCCGCAGAGAUGUCGUCAGCCCGUAG
This is a messenger RNA of Symbiodinium sp. CCMP2592, 1593 nucleotides long. The record is from the annotation of a GenBank genome assembly. NCBI's taxonomy places the organism in Eukaryota, Dinophyceae, Suessiales, Symbiodiniaceae.